Halichondria panicea is the source of this 1597-nucleotide messenger RNA. Its product is annotated as ras guanine nucleotide exchange factor Q-like. The transcript is spliced from 5 exons. Gene Ontology annotation, biological process: positive regulation of GTPase activity; Ras protein signal transduction. Bases 50 to 1483 code for a protein of 477 amino acids. Gene Ontology annotation, cellular component: plasma membrane. NCBI's taxonomy places the organism in Eukaryota, Metazoa, Porifera, Demospongiae, Suberitida, Halichondriidae. Gene Ontology annotation, molecular function: guanyl-nucleotide exchange factor activity. The record is from RefSeq and is a predicted model, not a curated record.
GGAAUGUGCUAGCUUAAUUAUAAUUAUAAAAGUUGUAGUUUGAAAAAUUAUGGCUACUCGACCACCGCCACGGAGGCUUCUCUCUAUGCCGCCUAGUCUAAUAUUGUAUGAGCCUGCCACCCGGUCCCCUACCCUAGCCCUCCACCAGUACCCUCCAAGAGAGGUGGCAAUGGAACUGUGUCUAAUGGACUCCCAGCUACUCAGGAACAUCUCUCCCCAGGAGCUGGAGGAUGGGGCCUGGAUGAAAGCUGACAAGAUGACCAGAGCUCCCAAUAUCAUGGCAAUGGUGCUUGCAUCCAACACACUGGCACAACUAGUACCUACCGAGGUCCUCAAGGAACAAACCAUUUCAGCCAUGGCACGAUGCCUAUCAGUAUUCAUUAAGAUAGCCAGCAAAUGUCAUCGCCUCAACAACUACAACUCCCUCAAGGCUAUUCUGGCUGGACUGCAGUGCACACCACUCUACAGACUCAAGCUCUCCUGGAGGGAAGUACCUACCAAGAGGAAAAGGAGGUUUGACUGUUUGUGUAAGCUCAUGUCUGAGGAGCGCAACUGGAGAGUGUACAGUCAUCAGCUGCAGGAGUUAUUGGACACCACUACUCCAUGCAUCCCCUUCCUGGGUGUGCUGCUCACCACCACUGUUCAAUAUCACAGCAAAUUAGAGGGACGAUCUCGCAAAGUGUCGGGUAUUGAAGACUACACACUACUAGAGGCUAUCACUGUCAGGAGUAGAUUGGACACACUCAGUCGCUUGUCGACAGGUGUCAAGAGUCUAGCACCAUGGCAGGAGGAGGAGGGUUCCACCACCAUAUUGGAGACACCAGAAAUACAACUGUGUAUAUUAGGACACAACUCUGAGAGUCCAUCAUCUAAGGAGGACCCACCCGCCCACACACACAGACAGAGGGCGUGGUCAGAACUGAGCGGACUAGACAGACUACACAAUCACAAGAAUGAACAAACACAGAGCAGAAGUUGCCAGGAUCUCAGAGAUGAGACUAAUUGGGAAGAUCGGGACUGGGAAACAAGAAGUAGCCACAACUCUUUAGACAGCUCAAGUAUUUCAACAACGGAGAGCUCCAAUGUGGCCACACCCACCUCUGUGUCCCCUACUGUUGCCACACCCCCCACUAUUGCCACGCCCACCUCUGCCUCCCCUACCAACACGUCCCCCACUGUACCAAUGAGGAAACGAUCGACUGAAAUUAUGGACAGAACUAAUCGAAAGUCUCGAAUUAAAAGCUCGAAGUUCUCUAUUGACAUUCCACCGUGUGUGUUGAGGGAGAGACGCAGGCCCUCCACACUCUUAGGUGUCCUCCAUGGAGCUAGUACCCCCUCAGGGCUACUCUCCUGCUAUCAGAUCAUGGCCCUGGGGUGUAGUGCAAGCAUGCACAGCAAGCCAGAGCUCAGGGAUAUCAUUACUAACUCUCACAGAAACACUGAGGCUGUUAAUUACCAGUUAUCACAUUUGAGAGAACCAUAAAUAAUUAAUAAUAUUCUACAAACAACACACAAUGUCAAAUUAUGAUCACGCUCUGCACAUAAUUAUACAAAAUAUUCAAAAAUUUUAUUUGUCAAAUUGUUUAAUUUUCUAUGA